Ananas comosus (pineapple) is the source of this 1985-nucleotide messenger RNA. Its product is annotated as MLO-like protein 13. Gene Ontology annotation, biological process: defense response. The record is from RefSeq and is a predicted model, not a curated record. The coding region runs from base 276 to 1790 and encodes 504 amino acids. NCBI's taxonomy places the organism in Eukaryota, Viridiplantae, Streptophyta, Magnoliopsida, Poales, Bromeliaceae. The transcript has 14 exons. Gene Ontology annotation, cellular component: membrane.
UUCUCCUUCACCUUCCCCUCUCUCUCUCUCUCUCUGUACAUAUCUCUUACCCUUUAUUCUCCCCCCACCCUCCUCACACGCACGCCCUGAUUCUUUCCUUCUCCUCCAAACACCAUCUCCAUCUCCUCCCCCCCUCAAUUUAGGGUUUAUACCCAUGGCGAGGAGGGUGCGAAUGUGUUCUUCUUCUUCUUCUUGGAGGAGUGCGAGGACGAGGAAGAGGGAGAGAAGAGGAAGCAAGAUCGAGAUCGUCUUUCGAGGGUCGGAAUCGAGAGGCGAUGUCUUCUUCCCGCGACACGCUGGAGUACGAGCCGACGUGGGUGGUCGCCGCCGUCUGCACCGUCAUCGUCGUCAUCUCCCUCGCCGUCGAGCGCUUCAUCCAUUACCUCGGAAAGUUCUUAAAGAGAAAGAAGCAAGAUGCACUUGUUCGGGCUUUAGAGAAAUUAAAAGAAGAGUUAAUGCUUCUCGGAUUCAUUUCUCUUCUAUUAACCGUCUUCCAAGGCCUUAUUAGCCACGUUUGCGUCCCAGAAAGUUUCGUUUCUCACAUGCUUCCAUGUGAGAAGGAAAGCGCCCUGCCUACACAAGAAACUUAUGACCAAUUAGGACUUUAUAAUGGGCAGAAGUGGAAUACAAGGAGGCUCUUGUCCGAAGUAUCCGGUGCUGACUAUUGCACAAGCAAGGACGAGAAACCGUUGUUAUCACUUGAGGCAUUACACCAACUGCAUAUCUUUAUCUUUGUACUUGCGGUUGUCCAUGUUAUUUUUAGUGCUUCCACAAUGGUUCUAGGAGGAGCUAAGAUUAGACAGUGGAAGCAUUGGGAGAAACAAAUUCAGCGGGACAUCCCAAAACAGGAUAUAGAAGCCGCACAAAAACCAGCAAGUGAACACCAUGAGUUUGUCAAGGAGCGUGCAAUUGGAUUUUGGAGAAGGUCGGCUGUUGUAAGCUGGAUCAUAUCCUUCGUCAAGCAAUUUCAUGAUUCGGUCUCGAAAUCAGAUUACAGAGCAUUAAGAGCAGGAUUCAUCAUGACUCAUUGGCCGCGAAAUCCAAAGUUUGAUUUUCACGACUACAUGAUGCGUGCUCUUGAGGAUGAUUUUAAAAAAGUUGUCGGCAUAAGCUGGUAUCUCUGGCUCUUUGUCGUCAUCUUCCUGUUGCUGAAUAUAAAUGGUUGGCACACAUACUUUUGGUUAUCGUUCUUGCCUCUUCUUCUUCUGCUCAUAGUUGGUGCGAAGCUAGAACACAUAAUAACUCGGUUGGCUCAAGAGGUGGCGGAGAAACUAAACGAUAAAACACACGACGCACUAGGAGUGAGAGUGAGGCCAUCUGACGAGCACUUCUGGUUCCAGCGGCCCCGCAUCGCCCUUUACUUGAUCCAUUUCAUCUUAUUUCAAAACUCCUUCGAGAUUGCAUUUUUCUUCUGGAUAUGGACCACCUAUGGAUUUGACUCGUGCAUCAUGGAAAGUAUUGGCUAUCUCAUCCCCAGACUCGUUAUAGGCGUGCUCAUACAAGUGCUCUGCAGCUACAGUACUCUUCCUUUGUAUGCCAUUGUCACUCAGAUGGGCGGCACGUACAAAGCCGUGAUAUUCAACGAGUCCACAAAGACACCCCUGCAGGAUUGGGCCGAGGAGGUGCGGCAGAGAAAGAAAAGAUCCAGUCUGCCUUCUCUGUGGGGACUCUUUCGGCGGAAACACAAGGAGCAGAGUCUUUCUGCCACGGAGGUUCAGGUGGUGAGGAUGCAAUCGGAAUACUCCGGAAUUUCUCGUAACUUUCGUCCACCAGCUGAUCUAGGAGUGUAACAAACCUCAACAGGCGAAAACUCGAUCGCAGAAGCUGACUAGCGAAAGGGAGGCAAGAAAGCUGAGGUUUAGGACAUCUACACUGCAGAGGAGACAGUCAGUUGUAUAGGGCCGCGAAUUAUCGGCAACUAAAUGAUGCUUUUGUUUAUCGCAUAUCGCAUAUAUUAUAUAUAUAUAUAUAUAUAUAUAUAUAUA